Chenopodium quinoa (quinoa) is the source of this 823-nucleotide messenger RNA. RefSeq lists its product as uncharacterized. NCBI's taxonomy places the organism in Eukaryota, Viridiplantae, Streptophyta, Magnoliopsida, Caryophyllales, Amaranthaceae. The record is from RefSeq and is a predicted model, not a curated record. The coding region runs from base 114 to 662 and encodes 182 amino acids. The transcript has a single exon.
CAUAUAAAUACACACUCAAAUUUCAACUCUUUUCAUCAUCUCAAACUACCAAAAAAGAAUUGCACAAAAAAAAAGUACAUCCAUCUUUUAUAGCACCAAGAAAGCAAAACAAAAUGGGCAAGAAGAAGAGUUCAUGUGAAGCAGCAGCUCGCCGAGCAUGGCGACGCCUUCGGAUUAUAUUGUUAUGGGCUCAGGAAGGGGGUUUGCUAAAAUGUAGGCUAAUGGCUGAGUUACGGCACAUGCCUAAGCAGCUCAAGGGACAUUACAAGAAGUCUAAGGAUAUGAUUCAGUAUGGUGAGCGUCAGCUCUCUUUUGAUGAGACACCAAUGAUACAUUUUAGGAUGAGCCGACCUUCCUCGUUAAGGUUCAAGAUCCCAUGUAUCUCCCCUGAGGUUACUGAUUUCGACUACGAUUUUAGCAAUGAUGGACAUGAUUAUGAUGAUGUGAAGUAUAAUGCUUAUGGUGCAAGGAGGAGUUUCCUAGGGAGCAAUGUAGAGGAUUGUCAAGAGGAUGAGAAUGAAGUAUGUGAAGAAGCAGUAGUCCGUGGAGACUCAAGGAUUGACGACAAGGCAGACGAGUUCAUUGCUCGAUUCUAUGAGCAAAUGAAGCUGCAAAGACAGAUUUCCUAUCAACAGAGGUGUAAUUCCAUUAAAGCACAUUGAAAAGAUCCUACAAAACACAGUUCAAAGAUUUGAUUUGUUCUUUCUCCUUGUUCGAAGUUUUUGUAAACUGAGGCAGUACGGCAUUUUGUAAAUACCCGAGGCCUCAUUUAGAGAAUUUUGCAGUGAUUUUAUUAAUGAAAAUAGAUAUUCUAUUCAGUAUA